Molecule: messenger RNA, 2378 nt
Organism: Cicer arietinum (chickpea)
Lineage: Eukaryota; Viridiplantae; Streptophyta; Magnoliopsida; Fabales; Fabaceae
Product: phosphoinositide phospholipase C 6-like
Biological process (GO): lipid metabolic process; phosphatidylinositol-mediated signaling; release of sequestered calcium ion into cytosol
Cellular component (GO): plasma membrane
Molecular function (GO): phosphatidylinositol-4,5-bisphosphate phospholipase C activity
Source: RefSeq, a predicted model, not a curated record
AGAAACGAAGAAAAUAAAGUGUAACAAAUAAGAUCGAUCAAUUCCGCUUCCAACGCAAUCUUAUAGAAUGGAAUUCCAUUAACGUCUUAUCUCUCUCUCUCUCUCUCUCUCUCUCUCAUUCGAUACUUUCUUUCAUCCAUUCAUUCCAUUUCAUCAUCACAAUCCACUCUCUCUCUAAUGUUAGGGUUAUCGUAACGGAAUUAACCAACCGGUGCAGUUACACCACCAAGCACCUUCAAUCUCAUUCAACAAUGGCCACAUUCACUUAUAAUUACAAAAUGUUCAAAUGCUUCAACAGAAAAUUCGCAAUCUCCGAACAGGCACCGCCCUCCGAUGUCAAAGAAACUUUUUCCGAGUUCGCCAAAGGCGGUUCAUCCAUGUCCGCCGAUCAACUCCGACGGUUUCUACUCGAAUACCAACGCGAACCGGAUUGCACCGAAGAGGAUUCGAAACGGAUCGUCGAAAAUGCUCUGCAAUCGCGGAAAGGGAAUGUCGAAAGCAAUGAAGCCGGUACCGGUGCCGGUACCGGUGCCGGAGACGGACUCACCGUCGAUGAAUUCUUCCAUUUCUUGUUCUUUGAUGAAUUUAAUGGUCCCCUGAAAUCAGAGGUACACCAUGACAUGAAUGCUCCAUUAUCACAUUAUUUCAUAUAUACAGGCCACAAUUCCUAUCUAACUGGGAAUCAGCUGAGCAGCGAUUGCAGUGAUGUGCCAAUCAUAAAGGCUUUGCAAAGAGGUGUGCGAGUAAUUGAAUUAGAUUUAUGGCCAAAUUCAACUAAAGAUGACAUCGUUGUAGUUCAUGGAAGGACACUUACCACCCCUGUCUCACUCGUUCAAUGUUUGAAGUCCAUAAAAGAGCAUGCUUUUGUUAAAUCUCGUUACCCAGUCAUUAUAACUUUAGAAGAUCAUCUCACACCAGAUCUUCAAGCUAAAGUUGCGGAGAUGACAACUCAAAUCUUUGGAGACAUGCUCUAUUUUCCUCAGACAGAUCCUUUGACAGAAUUCCCCACACCAGAGUUACUAAAAGACCGUGUUCUUAUAUCAACCAAACCACCAAAAGAAUAUCUCGAUUCCAAACAAUUUAAGGAUGCUAGUGACAGUGAAAGGGAAUUGGGUGAAGAAGGAUCAUUGUCCCCAGCCCUUAGUGUUGAAGUUGAAGCUGAUGACAGAUGUAAUGGAAGUGAUCACGAUGAGGAAGGUUUGAAUCCCCGUGAUAAAAAGCCAGACCAGCAGAAUGCACCUCAGUACAAACGUUUGAUUACAAUCCAUGCUGGUAAACCCAAGGGUAACAUAAGGGACCACCUAAAAAUUGCUGGGGAUGUUAAGCGCUUGAGCUUGAGCGAGCAGGAACUUGAAAAGGCUUCCGCCUCUUAUGGAGCUGAUAUUAUUAGGUUUACACAGAAGAACAUUAUUAGGGUGUAUCCAAAGGGAACACGUGUCACCUCUUCAAAUUACAGGCCACAUAUAGGGUGGAUGUAUGGAGCUCAGAUGGUCGCAUUUAACAUGCAGGGGCAUGGAAAAUCACUCUGGUAUAUGCAAGGGAUGUUUAGAGCAAAUGGUGGGUGUGGUUAUGUGAAAAAGCCUGCGUUUCUUAUGGAAAAAGGUCCGCACAAUGAGUUUUUUGAUCCUAAAAGAACACUGCCAGUAAAGACGACAUUGAAGGUGAAAGUUUAUAUGGGAAAUGGGUGGAGCUCAGAUUUUAGCAAAACACAUUUUGAUACAUUCUCUCCUCCGGACUUUUACACAAAGGUUUGUAUUGUUGGAGUACCAGCUGAUCAAGCCAAUAAGAAGACCAAGGUAAUUCAAGAUAAUUGGUUUCCCAUCUGGGAUGAAGAGUUUGAGUUUCCUUUGAGAAUUCCAGAGCUUGCUUUGCUCCGGAUCGAAGUUCGAGAGUACGAUAAGCAUGAAAAGGAUGACUUUGGUGGACAAACAUGUUUACCAGUCCCUGAGCUAAAAUCCGGAUUCCGAGCCGUCCCUUUAUAUGAUGAGAAGGGUGAGAAAUUAAAAUCUGUAAAGCUUUUAAUGCGAUUUCAGUUUACAUGAACUAUACAUGGAUUAGCUAGCCAUAUAGUAUGGUCUCCAAUAUUCCUAGGGGGUUUUCCUUCUGACUAGUGACUAGGGAUAUCAAGAAGAUUGUUGUAACUUGUAACUGUAUAGAUUAUUACGUGAUUAUUUAACUGCUUGAAGCAAAAUUAUGGGAUUCAGAGGUUAUACUUAUAUUUACCUUCAAGAUCAAGUCAUCGCCACAUGCAGUAUUAAGAACUUUCAAUAUUGUACCAGGGUGUUUUGAUCUUAUGCCAGAUAGAAUGUAUGUUUUAAGGUGUAUGCUGAUGUGAUACCUGAGAGCAGAAAGCCAUAAUAUAGAUGUGAAUUGGAUGU